AUGGAGAGUCUACUCGUCAAGCAAGCCAACUCGUCACCCAAUGCCAUAGCUGUGAUUGAUAAUGGCAGUGCCACUAGCUACCGAGAAAUCAUUGCAAGGGCAGACGUCCUGACUCACUUUCUCGAGGAAAAAUCUCUCGAGCCGGAGCAGCCUGUUGGUAUCUUGGUCGAACCAGGACUCAGCCAGGUGAUCGCGCAAAUUGCUGUUAUACGCGCAGGAGGUACCUGUGUCCUCAUUGAUACUUCUGCACCUGACGAACGACUAAAAGGGAUGCUCGAAGAUCUGGCCAUAAGGCAUUUCAUCGCGAAUGACGCCUCAUUUAAGCGUAUCUCAGGGGAACAUAUUAUCUAUAUCACUGAAGCGCUUGUUGCGGAGAUAGAAAAAACCGAAGGACACGAUAUCGAUCUUCGUGCAGGUCUAUCGGAAAACUACAGAAGCCAUAUAGUGUUCACGUCGGGAUCGACAGGUCGACCGAAGCCCAUCCAGAUAUCAAGUAACAGUAUCUUGCAUGCAAUGGAACACAUCCCAUGCGGCAAGCUGCACCCUUCAGACCGCGUGUCCUGUCUUCUCAAUCCCGGAUUUGAUUUGGCUCUUCUCGAAAUUUGGAAACCUUUGCUUGAAGGGGCAACUCUGGUCAAAGUGCCGGAUCUUACGCGCACUGACCCUUUUGCGCUGGAAGCAUUUGUGAGGGAACAAGGUAUCACUUUCAUGAUUGUUCCCACUGCCUUGUUUGAGGUAGUCGCACUAAACUGCCCCGAAGCCUUCCGUGGAACACGUCAUAUCAUGGUCGGAGGUGAUGUGGUGAGCCCUAAUGCGAUGCAGAGGGUUUUGGAUCAUGCAGGUCCAGAACAUCUGUGGAAUGGAUAUGGUCCUGCCGAGGCAACUAUUCUGGUUACUCUCCAGCGAAUAGAUCACCAAGAGGUACAACUGCCGCGAAUUAGCAUUGGCCGCACCUUUGGUGAAACCACUAUCUAUCUCCUCGACCAGAACUUGGAUCUUAUCUCGGCCCCAGAAACGACCGGAGAGAUCUGCAUUUCCGGGCCCCAGAUCUCCCCAGGUUACCUGAAUCGAUCUGACGAGAAUGAAAAAAGCUUCAUUGUGCUUGAUGCGGAAAGGUUGGGUGCUGCAUGUACGAACCCCAUACGCCUAUACCGCACUGGUGAUCUUGCUCAGUGGCGUGACCAUGCGGGUGGUAUUCUGGAUUAUAUCGGCCGCGUUGACAACCAAGUGAAGAUUUCGGGAUAUCGAGUUGAGCUCGGGGACGUGGCGUGCGCACUCGAAACCCACCCAGACGUCUACUCAUGUGAAAUCAUGUAUCAUCAGCAAGAUGGGAAUCAAGUCCUCGAAGCGUAUAUUAUCCCAGUCGACUGGGAAAAUCAGAUCGAUUCUACCACCUUAAUCAAUUGGGCCAAGCAAAAACUUCCUCCAUAUAUGCUUCCAACUACCGUGUACAAGAAGCGAAAAUUUCCGCGUUCUCAAAAUGGGAAAAUCGACCGUGAAGCCCUUCGACCUGAUGAUGAUGACAGUCAGCAGAUGAAUGAAAAGGAAGUCACUGAUCAGGACGGUCAUUACAAUGACGAGCCAAACCACAGACAUGAGAGUAAGCAGGAUGAUUUAAUUGAGUGGCUCAGCACUGUCAUAGAGGGGCUGCUUUCCAGCUCGAAGUUCAACCUUUCAGAGAGCUUCUUCGAUCAGGGAUUGAGCUCCCUGCAGGCUGCAAGGCUCAUCGGGCGAAUCCGAGCAGAACUUGGAAAGAAGGUCACAUUACUGGAAGUUCACAAGAACAACACCGUCAAAAAGCUGGCAGCCUUCUUGAACGGGUCUAUCGACAACAGCAUCUCCGAAAUCUCUCACCUGGAGAAAUGGGCAGCGGAUGCUAAGGAUCUUGACAAUCCACCAUUGUCACAUUGGCUGGAUCCACCCGAGGGCCGUGUCUUUUUGACCGGUGCUACGGGUUUCCUUGGUGCCCACAUCCUGCAGCGCCUCUUGAUGAUGCCAACGGUCAAGCAGGUCGCCUGUUUGUCACGUAGUCAGGGUGGGCUAAGUGCCAGUGCCCGUAUUCAGCAGACUCUGGAAAAGUACUGCUUGUGGGAUAGCCGGCUCGAUAUUACGCACAAAAUCAUGGUCCUCGAAGGUGACCUAUGCGAUUUCAACCUCGGUUUGGGGGAAGCUGGACAUGCAUGGCUCACAGAUUGGGCCAGCGUCAUCUUUCAUGUGGGCGCAAAGGUCAACUGGUGUGAUCCCUAUGAGGCACAUUAUGAGCCUAACGUGGUAGGGACACGGAACAUUAUCCGCGCUGCAACUGAGGGGCGCCGUAAAGCAUUACACUACAUCUCUUCGAUCGACGUGUGGAGCGUCAGUGGAUUCAUCAACAAUAUUGAUCGUGUGUAUGAGGACGAGCCACUCAUGCCCCAUCUAAAUGCACUACCUUACGAUACCGGCUACUCUGCGAGUCAAUUUGUCGCAGAAGAACUUGUCCAACGAGCGCGCGCUCGUGGAUUGCCCGCGGCUAUCUACAGACCUGGCUUUAUUGUGGGUCAUAGUCAGAUUGCGAUUGCCAACGCCAACGACUAUUUUUCAAGGUUGAUUAUGGGAUGCAUUCAGAGUCGUCAUUUCCCCAACCUCGAGACACAGUACCUCGAAUACGUCACAGUCGACUAUGUUGCUUCGGCGAUCUUGCUCAUUGCUUCCAGCAUGGAUCAUCUGGGUCGAUCGUAUCAUAUCGUUCCUCCGGAUCGAUCCCUCUCGGUCAACUAUGGUCAGAUCCAUCAGAUGCUCGUUGACCUCGGCUACCCAGUUGAAAAGACCGAAUAUUGGGCGUGGGUGGAAAAAAUUCGACAGUCACCUGGCAAUGCACUAGAAGCUAUGAUGCCAUUGCUGGAAGAGCCUGUGUAUGAGGGCAUGACACGGUUGCAAACCAGCAAGAACACGCCAAUUUACGAUCCAACUAAUACCACAGCAGUCUUGAAAGACCAUCCAGAUAUUGCAUAUACGGCGCUGAACUCGGAAUUGCUCCAGAAAUUCAUCCGUAAUUGGGUCGAUCGUGGCCAGUUCACUCUGCACGACAAUUCCAAAUGA
Messenger RNA from Penicillium subrubescens, 3078 nucleotides. RefSeq lists its product as uncharacterized. The coding region runs from base 1 to 3078 and encodes 1025 amino acids. The record is from RefSeq and is a predicted model, not a curated record. The transcript has a single exon. Lineage: Eukaryota; Fungi; Ascomycota; Eurotiomycetes; Eurotiales; Aspergillaceae.